AUAAAAUCGUAUUCGAUAUGAAAUCACGCCUUCUUAUAUCGAUUAAAGAAGGAAAAUAAAUAAAUAAAAAGUUAAUUAGAUAUUAAGAGUGUUUUGGUUUGCUAUAAAACGCAAGAAGACCAGGACAAAAAGCAACGCCCACAAAGAGUUUGGGGCCAGGAUUAGUCAUCAGUCAACCGACCCACCUAGCAAAGCCUUAAGGGAACCAUUGCAAGAUGGGCAACAAGCAGAUUAAACAACAUUUGGAGACGGCGCAGAAGACGGGAAUCCUGAAGAUAUCCCUGCAGCGGCUACAGGAGUUCCCUCCCCAGCUGAAGGCCUAUCCGAAUGUCUUGAAGACAUUGGAUCUUUCUGAGAAUCGAUUUGAACGAGUGCCCGAUGAGCUGGGCAAGUUGACCCUGCUGAAGCACCUUAAUCUCAGUGGCAAUCGACUGGUGGAACUUAAUGAAGUGGUGGGAGAACUGGCCAAGCUGGAGGUGCUCCUGCUAAUGGACAAUCUACUGACGAAGUUGCCCAAAACCCUGGCCAAUUGCAGUCACCUGAAGACCGUGAACCUGAGCAACAACCAGCUGAAGGAGUUCCCAUCCAUGCUAUGCGGACUAAAGCAGCUGGAUGUUCUUGAUCUCUCGAGGAACAAGAUCACCGAGGUGCCCUCUGAAGUGGGUGGACUUUAUGUAACCGAGCUUAACAUGAAUCAGAACCAAAUAUCCUCGCUAGCGGAGGACGUUGCCGAGUGUCCCAAGCUAAAGACCCUGCGGCUUGAGGAGAACUGCCUGCAGGCGACUGCUUUCACGCCCAGGAUACUCAAGGACUCAAAGAUCUGUAACCUGGCCGUCGACGGCAAUCUGUUCAACUCCAAGCAGUUCACAGACCUUGAUGGCUACGAUGUCUACAUGGAGCGCUAUACGGCGGUCAAGAAGAAGAUGUUCUAGAUCCCAUACGGAGGAUCUCCCAUUCCCACUGUCCUUUUUUUUUGUGUGCAUCCCAGAAUAUUUAUCAGCGUAAACUAAUUUAAUAGCUUAAUUCUAUAUGCCUUCAGUGUAAUCGUUAUGAAUAAAUCGAAAAAAGACAACUACA
This is a messenger RNA of Drosophila eugracilis, 1077 nucleotides long. Its product is annotated as leucine-rich repeat-containing protein 57. Gene Ontology annotation, molecular function: protein binding. The record is from RefSeq and is a predicted model, not a curated record. The transcript has a single exon. Lineage: Eukaryota; Metazoa; Arthropoda; Insecta; Diptera; Drosophilidae. Bases 216 to 932 code for a protein of 238 amino acids.